AUGGAAUCAAAAUUACCAACCGAAUGCCUUUUACAAAUCCUUGAAAAUUUUGGCCCAACGUACAAUGAGUGGGAUGAUAGCUUUAAAUCGUUACAUGCUUGUAUCUUGGUCAAUCGCAAGUGGUGUGAAGCCGGACUUACCAUACUUUGGAGAGAGCCGAUUGAAUGGUUACAUUCAAAAGAACACAAUAGAAGUCGACUCGCACCAUUGAUAUCAAUUUAUAUUUCUUGCUUACCUCAAGGUUCGAAAUCUCAAAUCUCGGAUGGUGGGUUAGAAUUAUCCUCUUCAACUUUGAAGUCGGUAUCUAUCGACUAUCCGUCCUUGUUGAAGGGGUUGGAUUAUCAAUCUCUCUAUAAUGCGAUUGGAUUUUGGAUGAACGCGAAUGAUAUCCCGGAAGAUGAAAUAUUCCGAGAGGAAAUGAAAAAUCAAGUGCUGGAAUUUAUCUACGAAAUGUUUAUGGCUCGGUGCAAAAUUCUGAAAAGAUUCAGUAUUUUUAUGAAGGCUGGAUAUAUAUUAAAUGAAUAUUACCUUUUACAACUUCCUUUUGCAUCAGGCGCAGAUCAAAGUUUAUCAAACAUCACGGAAUUUUCAUGUAAAGCUUGCCUUUUCUCACAAUUUAUGUAUCUCGUAGCUCAAAUAUGCAGGAAUAUCAAGAGAUUUAAUAUAGAAUGUUGCUGUACGGAUAAUGGAGGGUUGGCCAAGCUCAUAGAAAUUCAAGAGGUUCCUUUGGAUUGCAUCUUGAUAAACUUGAAAAGUAAGAAUAUUCCUCUUGUCGAAAACGCCAUCAGGAAGAAAUCCCAUUCCGUUACGGAUGUGCGAUUGUUUGGAUAUGAUAUUUUAUUGGAUUAUUUUAAAGAAA
Funneliformis caledonium is the source of this 859-nucleotide messenger RNA. Lineage: Eukaryota; Fungi; Glomeromycota; Glomeromycetes; Glomerales; Glomeraceae. The record is from the annotation of a GenBank genome assembly.